UUAAUUAAAUCUUUAAUAAUCAAUUAAUAUUAAUUCAUUAAUAUAUAUCAAUAAAUUUACAUAGCAAAUAAAUAAAUGAACGUUUUCAAGCUUAUUAGUAAAUUUUCUUCUUCAAAGAACCCUAAGGUUUUCUUUGAUAUGGCUAUAAAUGGUAAUCCUAGCGGAAGAAUGGUCUUUGAGCUUUAUGCUGAUGUUGUCCCAAAGACUGCUGAAAACUUCAGAAGACUUUGCAUCGGAGAUGCCAAGUCUGUUACUAGUGGUAAACCUUUGACCUAUAAAGGUAGUAUUUUCCAUAGAAUUAUUCCUAGAUUUAUGUGCUAGGGAGGUGAUAUUACUCACCAUAACGGAAUGGGUGGUGAAUCUAUUUAUGGAAGAAAAUUCCCUGAUGAAAACUUUAAAUUGAAUCACACUGGUCCUGGUAUUUUAUCUAUGGCUAAUUCUGGUCCUAACUCUAAUGGAUCAUAAUUCUUUAUCACAACAGUACCCUGUGAUUGGUUAGAUGGCAAGCAUGUAGUAUUCGGAAAGCUCAUUUAGGGUCAAGAAGUCCUCUCUCUCUGCGAAUAAUAAGGUAGAUCUAACGGAUAAACCAAAUCCGUUGUUACUGUUACUGAUUGCGGUGAAAUUUCUGCUGAAAAAUAAUAGUGA
Molecule: messenger RNA, 645 nt
Organism: Tetrahymena thermophila SB210
Lineage: Eukaryota; Ciliophora; Oligohymenophorea; Hymenostomatida; Tetrahymenidae
Product: peptidyl-prolyl cis-trans isomerase, cyclophilin-type protein
Exons: 5
Biological process (GO): protein peptidyl-prolyl isomerization; protein folding
Molecular function (GO): peptidyl-prolyl cis-trans isomerase activity
Source: RefSeq, a predicted model, not a curated record